GAAAUGUGUAUCAUAUGCAAACUUCACCUUGUAUUAUGAAGAGCGUCUGAACAGCACUCUGAUCAUCAGACUUGAAGCAGGCAUCAUUGUUUCCUACCCGUAUCAUUGGUCAGUUACAAGCUCCCAUAUACACCACAUUCCUCCGUAAUGCAGCGACUCCUCCAUCUUCUGUGUCUCGUUACUCUCGCGAGAUGUCAGAACUGUGUACUACAACCGCUGAAGAUUCAUUCUCAUGGUCGGACAUACAGGACACCAAUCACUGAGCUGGCGGAGGGCGCCCAUCAUGUCAGCAAAUGUGGAUUUGUAGUUGUGUGUUCGUCAAACAGAGUAUUUGUCUGUAGGCACCUGAAUGGCAAGAGAUGUGCCGAGGUUGUUCAGAACUGCACCACACUGACCCAGGCAGUCAAGGAUGGACCUUUCUGGUGUAUCACAGAGCAUCCGGGAACCAGAUUACCAUCAAUCCCUUCGUUUGUUGACCAGCUUCACAGACACAAACGGUCUUCAGAGACAACUACUUCUACAGAAGCUUUAAGGAAUGACUUUCAUACCACACAAGCUCCAACAACCACAACAACUGCAAUAACACCGCCAACUACUAAAAGAGCAACUACAACAACUACACGUAGAUCUACAACAACUACUACGACAACAACACCAGAAAGGACCACCCAUCCAGAAGAAUUUUCGACUACUACCACAGAAAGGGUUACUAGUACAGAAAAACCAACGACCACGACAACGACAACUCCAGAGAUGAGUCCAGAAGAAUUGUCGACUACUACCACAGAAGGGGUCUCUAGUACAGUAAGACCAACGACCACGACAACGACAACUCCAGAAAUUUGUCCAGAAGAAUUGUCGACUACUACCAUAGAAGGGGUUUCUAGUACAGAAAGACCAACGACCACGACAACGACAACUCCAGAAAUGAGUCCAGAAGAAUUGUCGACUACUACCACAGAAGGGGUUUCUAGUACAGAAAGACCAACGACCACGACAACGACAACUCCAGAAAUGAGUCCAGAAGAAUUGUCGACUACUACCACAGAAGGGGUUUCUAGUACAGAAAGACCAACGGCCAAGACAACGACAACUCCAGAAAUGAGUACAGGAGAACCUUCGACAACUAUUACCACUACCGAAGGUGUUUCUGGUACUGAAGGUCAUGUAGCAUGGUCUACAAUUCCAACUACAACCUACGAUACGAUGGCUACAGAUUCCUGGUGUCGGGAAGAAGAGGAAGCAACGGAAAAGUUAGCUACAGAAGAAAGAACCACAUCAAAAUCAAUACCUACUGCAAACUCAGGGGAAGCUUCAACAACAACCGAAGAAAGUAUGACGUUAACUACUAUACUUACAACGUCUGUCGCAGAGGAAACUACGACAACAACAGAAAAGAUCACAACUGUUGCAGUGCAUGUUAAUGAUGAAUCCACGACAACAGAAGAGUGGAGGAGGAUACGUGAAGGUGUUACAUCUAUUCCAGUCACGACAACAACAGCUAUAACACGUCCGUUAGGAAAAGGAAAGGGGCGAGGGUGGUCUGGGCAGGGUAGGGGAAGAGGGAGGCCAGGAUCAACCCUUGGAUCUCCGGUCUGGAAGGGUUGGGGAAGAAGGGGAUAUGGAUCUUUGAGAGUUCGACAGAAGAGAGGGAUAAAUUACAGUAAAACUCAUUUGAAAGUUGAUGAAGUGAAGAAGUCAGAUCGGAAAACCAAUGCGCAUCUAUUGAGAUGAAGAAACCCGGAGACAUUUCUAUUUAUCAAUAACAUAAGUUUGUUCACAUUUGUUUGAUUCAUUCGUUAGGUCUUUUUGUGUUGCUUUUUUAUCUGCUCUGAAAUCACAAGACCUAGUGUCAUCCUCCUCUGGUUGAAUGACGAGGGAGUAAUUUGGACCUGUUUUUAAAUAUCACCUUUAUGCUCUUCAUAACACUGACCUAAUUGGCUUCACAUACAUCAACAUAGUAUUUUUCUCAAUGUCUUCUUUGUAUACCAAUUAAAGAAUUCUUCUAUUUGUUUGG
Messenger RNA from Haliotis rufescens (red abalone), 2017 nucleotides. Its product is annotated as mucin-5AC-like. Lineage: Eukaryota; Metazoa; Mollusca; Gastropoda; Lepetellida; Haliotidae. The transcript has 5 exons. The record is from RefSeq and is a predicted model, not a curated record. Bases 148 to 1734 code for a protein of 528 amino acids.